AGGCACGGCGUCUUGAAACCGUCUCGGCACAAGCUUCUGCAUCCUGCUCCUCAUUCUCCCCUCCGCAGAAAGACCAGUCAAAGGAAGCGUCUGAAUGCGCUGUACGCCAUGGCUCCACGAAAUAAUGGGCAGUCUACAGCUGCUGAGCUGUCGAUUGUUCAUCUAAAGAACUCGCUUGUCAACCUCCCCGCCACGCUCGUCUCGCUUCUCGUCAACGUCAAUACCCCUGCACAAAAUGUCAUUGUCGAAUUGAGCUACAAGGCGCCAGCCUCGGCUGUCCAGACAUCGUCACAGCAGCACUCUGUCUUUGUCGGCUGGACCGGUAUGCCAAGCAAGAGACGUGCCAAUGCGCCAAUGGGCCGAGACUCUUCUAAUCGCAUGUCUUCCCGUGAUCAGGAGCUUCAAUUAGUAGAGAUUGACGCCACUCUCGCCUCAACACUCGGUCUCCAUGAUGGCCAAAAGGUUAUGGCGACAGUCCACGUCGAUCCACCAAUCGCCCACACAAUUAACAUUGAACCUCUCACACCCGAGGAUUGGGAGAUUAUUGAGCUUCAUGCAACCUUCUUGGAGCUCAACUUACAGUCGCAGAUCCGAGCGCUGCCGAAUCCAGCAUACACGGGAGGUGGCGACAAGCCUGUGCCUACUCAUCCGUUGACGCUGCACCUUUCGCCUACAUCGACGGCAAACAUCCGAGUUGUUUCACUCGACCCUACUCCAGCAACCGACAUCGCAUUCGCUAAACUGUCGCCCAAUGCUGAAGUCAUUGUGGCACCAAAGACACGAACCAAAACGGCGCAAGGUGGUAGCGAUCACCGAAGUGUGGCCAGCACAUCCAAAUCGAAGCGUAGUACUAAUAGCACAGCCAAGAGGCGACCCCGGGACGAGCCGAAACCUACACUUUUCCUCAGGGCUGUCAAUCGAGAAUCCUGUAUUGAGUGGUUUGACCAAGAAUCAUCUGCUCAAGACUUGGCUGUCUGGGUUGACCGCGACCGCUUGCUCUCAAAUGAGUUCAGAGGUGUCAAUUUUGUUGUCGUCGAUGUAAUCAAACCUGCGGGACUCCAGAAGCCACAGGCUGAAGAUGGUGCUGCCCCUGCACCAACAAUCGCGACCUCCAAGGUUGUUGCUCGCCUGCUUCCAUGGGAUGAUCCCCCCAAUGGCCAAACUGCUGCGUUAUCCGCGGCUCUCUGCGCCGCGCUUGGAUGCGUCGAUAUAGUAGGAGGUGUUGUGAAGCUCCAAGCAGCUAGUGUCACUCAACAGGUAUCACGCAGCCAGGUUUCUCACAUCAAAGUCUUCCCCUUUGCAGCCAGCAGCAAGCCUAACGAGGGCCUCCGAUUUGGAAGUGAAACGAAAGCUGAGAAGGAGGAAUCAGCAAAGCGCUUCAAACACAUAUAUGCUGGCACGAAGGAGGCACCGGGCCUUCUGCAGGGUCCCCUUACUGACGGAAUUGUGGUUGGCGUGUUUGACGGACUCGAUGCUCCUCAGGGCUGGGAAGGUGGUAUUGUUAAGUUUGAGUACAAUGCAGACUUCAAAUCCUCCGAACAAAGCAAAGAAACUACUCUGUGGUUACCCUCUGCCGACUCCAAGAUCCCUAUCGAAUUUCAGCCUCCUAUGCCCAGACCAUCCUGGAUCGCAGACACCGAUAUUUUCGACCUGUUGCCUACGAACGACGCCCUAUUGGUUGGCAUCGACAAGAUUCUCGAAACCGUGCAGUCUAAUCUAUCCCACCUUUCAAACGUUCUCCUUACGGGAACAAUGGGUUCUGGAAAGACUUCAGUCGCGAAGCAUCUAGCACAGAAGCUCCGUUCAGAAAACCUUUUCCAUACCAUCUACUUUUCCUGCCGAAAGUUGGUCAACGAUGAGACUCGAGUAUCAACAAUCAAAGAAACCCUGGACCGCAUAUUUAUGUCUGCAAGCUGGGGUGCCAGACUAGGUGGGCGAGCACUGGUCAUCUUGGAUGAUCUCGACAAGCUCUGCCCAGUGGAAACCGAACUUCAGGUUGGCAAUGACAACGGCCGCAGUCGCCAAGUUAGCGAGGCUAUCCGUUCCAUUGUCAGACAGCAUUGCUCCAAUAACAGCGGUAUCGUCUUGCUAGGAACUGCAGAAGGCAAGGAAUCAGUCAACAACGUUGUCGUCAGCGGCCACGUGGCUAGGGAAAUUGUUGAACUAAAAGCACCUGAUAAGGAAGCUCGACGAAAGGUGAUGGAAUCAAUUGCACAUGUUGACGCUGUUGCCGACAAAGAUGACGACGCUUCAGAAAGCCUUAGCCGUCCGCGAACUGCGGAUGGUAGCGCUGCAGACGAGGAUGGCGACUGGCUACACGGCGCUGCCGGAGCUGAAGAACAAGAUCAAUCAAACAACAAGUCAGUCGGCUUUGUGCUUGACCGCGACUUAGACUUCCUCGACCUUGCUGGCCAGACGGACGGCUACAUGCCUGGCGACUUGACAGUUCUGAUUUCCCGUGCUAGGAACGAGGCAAUUAUCCGUUCCAUCUCCGAGUCUCCCUCUGACAAUAAGAUCCGCACCGUUCAUCUUUGUCGCGCAGACUUUGAUGCUGCGCUCAAGGGCUUCACGCCAGCCUCGCUACGCAACGUCUCGCUUCAGAGCUCCACGACGACCUUCAAGUCUAUCGGUGGUCUUCAAGAAACUCGCAAAGUGCUGCUUGAAACUCUUCAGUACCCGACAAAAUAUGCCCCUAUCUUCUCUCAAUGCCCACUGCGCCUCCGUUCUGGUCUCUUGCUCUAUGGUUUUCCAGGAUGUGGUAAGACGCUCCUUGCUAGUGCUGUUGCUGGCGAAUGUGGUUUGAACUUCAUCAGCGUUAAGGGACCCGAGAUUCUCAACAAAUACAUUGGUGCUUCUGAGAAGAGUGUCAGAGAUUUGUUUGACCGCGCCCAAGCUGCCCGCCCCUGCGUACUCUUCUUUGAUGAGUUUGACUCCAUUGCACCCAAGAGAGGCCACGAUUCCACUGGUGUUACUGACCGCGUGGUUAACCAGCUGCUGACGCAGAUGGAUGGUGCUGAAGGUCUUUCCGGCGUAUACGUUCUAGCUGCCACGUCUCGUCCCGAUUUGAUCGAUCCAGCUCUUCUUCGUCCCGGUCGUCUAGACAAGUCGCUACUCUGCGACAUGCCUUCUACUGAGGACCGAGCUGACAUCCUAAGAGCUCUGUUCCAGAAAGUUCGUUUGUCUCCAGAGUUGGCAGAAGGUGAUGGCCUACAGGCUGUUGCUCAACAAACAGAAGGCUUCUCUGGUGCCGAUCUGCAGGGUUUGGUUUCCAACUCGCAGCUCGAGGCCAUUCACGAUGUUUUGGGUGUCAGUGGCGGCACUACAUCUCAAACUAAGUCAGCCCGUAACACUGGAAGGGGCUCAGCAACGAGCUUCGUUCAAUUCCCAUACGGAGAUGAGAGCCAGCAGGCAACCCCUGCGGUUCCAAAGAGCAAGUCUGCAGCGCUGGUGGAGCAAAAUGCCAUUAUGUCCAAGCUCAAUCAGAUCAAGGCUGCCCGCCGUAACGAGAAGCAGGCGCAUAAGGCACCAGGCUCAUCUGAUUCUAACAGCAAACCAGUUGCUGAGGAGCGUGAGGUCGUUAUUGAAUGGAAACACGUCAUGAAGGCCCUGGAGAACACAAGAGCCAGUAUCAGCAAGGAUGAAAAGACACGAUUGCAGCGUAUAUAUCACGAGUUUGUAGCAGGACGAAAUGGGCAGAUGAAGGACGGCCAGCCGAGCAUGGAAAUUGGCGGCCGAAGCAGUUUGAUGUAAGACUAUAUUAACAUGAAGGCUUUUUUAUGUACAAACUUGAAAAGACAAAUAUAAAGUAUAAUCAAUCCUCCCAGCCACCAAUGAGAAAAGCAGUGAUAUAUAUGUGCACCUAGGAAGUAUGCCUCUUGUUUAAUGUAGCUUUAGGUAGAUUCAUCAACCUUGGCUUUAGUAGUAUCAUCGGUAUCGGUAGUCUCUGUGGCCUCUACAACUUCUGCAACUACGCCAGCAUCAUCAGCACUGGCAGUCUGGGCGGCAUCAACACGCUCUCCAGCUUUUGCAGGAUUGCUAGUAUUGGUAGCGUCGUGAGUCGACUUUACCAGAGGCGUAUCCUGCUCAGGCGCUUCUGGAGCUUUAUUCUUAGCUUCAUGCUGAUCACCUGUUAUCUUGACCUCUGGUUGGACAAUCUUUUCCGCAACUGCUGGCUCAUCUGUCUUCAUGGUUUAAUGAGUCUUUGGCAAAGGAUCACUUUCAGCAGCAGGAUCGUCGGACUUGGCAUGAAUAGGAAUCUUAACCUUAGCAAUAGUAGGAGCGUUUGUUGCUUCAGCUUCUGAAAUCAGUGCGGUGACAUCGUCUUGGUUAUCCACCUGGGGCUCCUUCUGUUCAGGAGCUUUGUCAGGUGUUGAUACAUCUGCACUGCUGGACGCAUCUCCAAGCUCCACUUUCUUAAUAGGAACUUGUGAAGCAACCGGUCCGUCAGCGGUAGAUGGCUCAUCAGAUUCCGUCCGCUUGACAGCCUCGUCGUGAGAAUCAGCUUCACCGACAUUACCCUGAGAUUUCAUAACCUCACUGGCCGUGGCAUUAUCAUCUUUAGAUUCACCCGUUACCCUUUUGUUAUCUCCAGUUUUAUCUUCUGUUGCCUUGGUGCUCGCUCCGUCGUUAUUUGUUGCUUUGUCUGUUAUGACACUAUCGCCAGUAGUCGUGGGCAUUGUCUUGUCGGAAGUUUCAUGGGAACCAGUAGCCCCAUCUCUUAAUUCAAUAGUUGGCUCGCCAUAUAUCGAGGGCGACGGUCUCACAGUCUCAGUACUGGCUCGUGAUAUCGACUCGUCUUCAUCUUCCUCUUCAUCUGACUCGUCAUCGUACACAUCUCCGUCUCCGGCUGCGCCAAAGAGAGUAGGCUCAAGCGCCGCUCUCUGCUCCGGGGUGAAACGCGAGGCACCCAUUGGGAGACCAGGUAUUGAAUGUUCAGUUUCCUUGGCUAAUCUCACAAUUCUCUCCAUUGGAGUCUCAGCAGGAGGCUUGGGUUUUUCUUUUUUGCCAUAAUUGUUGACCAAAGGAUUGCGGUCCAUCGGGUCGUUAUAGGGCACAUAGUAGGACUCUCCACGGUGCGGACGGGUAGCCUCUGCUAUUGUCCUCUUAACGGCAUGGAAUACCCUAUCAAAGACUUCCGCUCGGGCAGCAACCAUGCCUCGGUUCUUUGCUAAAUACCUGCCGCAGGAAAAGUCGAGUCGUUUGCCAUCCAAGUCGGUCACAAUGCCGCCUAGUUCCGUAAAUAUUAGGUGGGAGCCGGCAUGGUCCCAUAUAUAUGGUUUAUAGCCUUGUUGCAGAGGUACUCUGAGGAAGAAGUCACCUCCACCAAUGACAAGAGCGAUAUACCGCACAUGCGAGGACCAGAUAUUAAUGUUGGGGUACUGAAUGCUGAGCCUGUCUGCCGUCUCUUCCGUCACAUCAAGCUGCAGAAUAUGAGAGUAUGUGCUUGCAACAAUAACGGGAUGCUUGGGAUCAGCAGAUGCAGCAACAGGGUUGAGCUUUUUUCUUGUAGGCAGAAUGGCAGACAAUGUGUCAAGAGUCCUCAUGCCAGCACCAAACCCUUUCUCUGCGGAAAACAAGAGACCCAUUCCGUGUACAUCAACGUUUGUCUCGGAGAUGCGGCCGUUGACGAUCUUGAGGUUUGGGCAAGCCACCGCAGAGACCACCUCAACUCCAUCUACGACAAGACAGACAGCUAUAGCCCACUGUUCGCCAACGAGGUAUGAGAAUGUGCCAUCGAUGGGGUCGACGACCCAGAACCGGCCAGUGCGCUCGGUGCCGCCCUUGCCACGGUCAAGUAGUUCAUGCAGUUCCUCGGGGGACUUUGGUGCAUCCAUGAACUUGCCCGGCACCAUGCCCUCCAUCUUGAUGCUCGAGGUGCGUUUAUAGACAAACUUGUUGAUGGCGGGGUUGGUGCGAAGGAGCGAGGAGUCUUCCUGGCAAACGAAACGGUCGUUCGGGAACAUUUCUUUGAUAGCAGCGACUAUCAGCGCCUGUGAGACGAAGCUGCUUGUGGCGACUGGGUUUCCAUUUCGGUUUGGUAUGUCUUGGGCGUUGCGGCCUUGGUCGUGCUUGACAAGCUGUACCGCCCUCACGACGGCGAGCUCAGCGACCGAUCGCUCUACGGCGAACGGGCCGUUGGGCAUUGUUUCGCGAAGGUAGCUAUGACUGAGUGGUGGCAGACGAUGCGCAUUGAAAGCUGUAGGAUGAGAAGCGUGCGUUUCCUGCGCAGGCAAAAUAGGGUUUGCGUUGGGAGCGUGGCGUGGGCGGCAGUCGGCAGUUUGCAGUUGGCUCGCAC
[Torrubiella] hemipterigena is the source of this 6295-nucleotide messenger RNA. The record is from the annotation of a GenBank genome assembly. NCBI's taxonomy places the organism in Eukaryota, Fungi, Ascomycota, Sordariomycetes, Hypocreales, Clavicipitaceae.